CUGUUUUUAGCAAAGCAAAAAAAUACGUUGUUUUGUAAAGCCAAACAAGCCCUAAAGAGACUGGGAAGAAGAAAGAGAGAGAGAGAAAUGGUGAACACGUUCUGCUUGUUCUGCGCGUGUAUAGACCAGGCGAGCGUAGGGAUCGUUGAGAGGUGGGGCCGCUUCGAGAAGCUUGCAGCCCCUGGCUUGAAUUUCUUCAACCCAUUCCUUGGCCAAUGGAUCGCUGGCAUCCUCUCCACCCGCCUCAGCUCUCUCGAUGUCCGUGUCGAGACCAAGACCAAGGAUAAUGUCUUUGUACAGCUACUUUGCUCCAUUCAGUAUCGGAUAGUCAAGGAGAACGCCGAUGAUGCGUUCUAUGAGCUGCAGAACCCCAAAGAACAGAUUCAGGCUUACGUGUUUGAUGUUGUCCGAGCUCAUGUCCCAAGAAUGACAUUGGAUGAACUCUUUGAGCAAAAGAGUGAGGUAGCAAAAGUUGUAUUGGAGGAACUUGAAAAGGUGAUGGAAGCAUAUGGCUAUAACAUAGAGCAGAUUCUGAUGGUCGAUAUUAUACCAGAUGCCUCUGUGCGCAGAGCCAUGAAUGAGAUAAAUGCAGCCCAAAGGCUUCAGCUUGCAAGCGUGUACAAAGGGGAGUCAGAGAAGGUGCUUCUGGUGAAGAGGGCCGAAGCAGAGGCAGAGGCCAAGUACCUUGCUGGUAUUGGGGUAGCACGGCAGCGGCAGGCGAUCACAGACGGACUGAGGGACAACAUCUUGAACUUCUCCCACAAGGUGGAGGGCACGUCGGCAAAGGAAGUGAUGGACUUGAUCAUGGUAACCCAGUACUUCGACACUAUCAAAGACCUUGGGAACUCUUCGAAGAACACCACCGUGUUCAUACCACACGGCCCGGGCCAUGUGAGGGACAUCAGUGAUCAGAUACGCAACGGGAUGUUGGAGGCAUCCAGUGCUACGGUGGAUACCCAGUGAUUUCACCUUUUGGGUUAUGUCGGAAAAGUCGUCCUCUAUCCAUUUUCUUUCCUUUUUGCAUUGUUUAAAAAAAUAUCUAGUCCACUUACACGAGUGUGAUAAAACAUAUAUACCAGAAUGUUCAACUGUCUAUUUCGGCUUUUUGGGUGGGAUUUGGACAUGCAAGAUAGCAUGAGGGUGUAUAUAUCAAUAAUGUGGAUUGCAUUUCUGCUGUAGAUUUGGUUGGACAGUAUUUGCAGUUUUGCAGUUGCAGUCAGUAGUUGGAUAUCUGUAUAGAUCUUUUUUUAAAAAAAGGUUAUCUGUAUGGCUAUUUUCAAUACUA
Magnolia sinica is the source of this 1285-nucleotide messenger RNA. Its product is annotated as hypersensitive-induced response protein 4. Lineage: Eukaryota; Viridiplantae; Streptophyta; Magnoliopsida; Magnoliales; Magnoliaceae. The transcript has 5 exons. The coding region runs from base 88 to 963 and encodes 291 amino acids. The record is from RefSeq and is a predicted model, not a curated record.